Molecule: messenger RNA, 2692 nt
Organism: Perca fluviatilis (European perch)
Lineage: Eukaryota; Metazoa; Chordata; Actinopteri; Perciformes; Percidae
Exons: 4
Coding region: 136-1887 (583 amino acids)
Source: RefSeq, a predicted model, not a curated record
UUAAAGAAGAAGCCUUUUCCGAACGGAAGUCUCUUUUUUUCAUGUUCCGGUUGAUUUUUGAGGGUCCGCGCGCUUCGUUCGCAUUCCUCAAACUCAAAAUAUUUAAAUCUAACCCUAAGUACAUACGCGUUCAAGAUGUCGAACACCAAACUACAGAAUCUUCGGGGCUUUUUAACUGAACGAUUUACUACCGUGGCUGUGGAGAUAUUUGGAGAGAUUGAAACUAUUGUGGAGGCGUACUACGAGGAAAACAAACGCCUGCGGAAUGUACUGCACAUGGUCCUCAACCCCGAGAUAAAGUUACCGAGGAUAGAUGUUAGCAGCCAAUACACUGGAGCAACAACAGAUGUCAGAGAGCAGCACCCUGACCUCAACACUAGGGCGGACCUGGAAACAUCAGAGCCGUUGGCUAAAAAACCCAAAGAAGAGGAAAUUGAAUAUGACAUAAGUUUGGGAUCGGAGCAGCAGCAUGGGCUGGGGGAAGCUGAACACUUUAUUGCCCCAGAUUGUGUGAAAAAUGACCCAGAAGAAGAAGAUGCAAGAAUGCUCUGCAUCGCCGAGACAUUCCACAUAAAAAUGGAUGAGUGCGACCCCCAAUCUUCAGGCACUCUCUCAGCUGAUGAAGAUGACGACUGUUCUGCAUCGGACUCGGAGAGACUCACAGAUCUCCCACAGCUAUCCAGGAGCGAAGAAAGCUCAAGUGGAAGUCGGGAGCCUCAAAAACAUGAUAUACUCUCAGCUGAUGAAGACUGUUCUGCAUCGGACUCGGAGAGACUCACCGAUUUCCCACAGCUAUCCAGGAGCAAAGAAAGCUCAAGUGGAAGUCGGGAACCUCAAAAACAUGAUAUAAAGUCAGGGAAAAGCUUGACGAAAUGGAAGAAGCCAAAGUGGUCCCUGCAGAAAACCAUGCUAGAAUUACCAAGGAUGGUCCCCCAACAAUGUUUCAUUCCUGCCCCAAAUGACUGCCAGUCCUUUUUGGCAAGGCUCACAGAAGCCUUCAAGGACUUUCCAGAUGACAAGAAGCCUCUGAUAACCAAAAUGGGCCUCACAGAGAAUGUGGAAUUAGUGGACUGUGCUUUUGGCAAAGUCCCUAAAGGUUCCCCCCUGUCCUACCAGUGCCCUGUGCCAUCAGGUCAGGAUUACAAGACUCAUGACGAUGCUCCCCCUCGACCGCUGCUUCCCCGGAGUUCUCACAAACUGGAGGUAAUGUUGCCUUCUCGUAGCCUCAAUGCCAAAGAGGCUGAACAUAUGGAAGUCAUGGAAAUCACCUGGGAGGACGCACGCAGUCUGGAGCAUUCCACGCGUGGAAGCGAGGAAGCAGUAGAGGAGCUGCGCAAGCUGCGCUUGACCAGUCAUUUUAGGGAGAUCUGCAAACUUAAACCAGGACGGAGCAAUGCGAAGCUCCUGAUAUUCAAGAUGCAGAAAGGUUUGUCCAGGCGCAAAACGGCACAGAUAGAAAAGCAGAUGAAGGCUGAGGCGCUUCGGGAAUAUUGUAACCAUUUGUGUGUCAACUGGUCCCCCUGCGGUUUAGUGGUGCAUCCGAAUGCUCCGUGGCUGGGGGCGCUGCCUGACGGGUUGGUGUACGACCCCAAGGAGAAACCUAGUUUUGGGCUGGUGCACGUCAAAUGCACCAGGUUCCGGAGCUUCAUCGAGUGUGGGUUCCUGUUCUGCCAGGAUGGAGUCUUGCAACUGAAGAAGAGCCACUCGCACUAUUGGCACAUCCAAGGAGAGAUGAUGGUGACGGGCACGGAGUGGUGUGAUCUGUUGGUGUUCUCCAAAGAUGACAUACUGGUUCAACGCAUCUACAGAGACUUGGUUGUCAUUAACGUCAUGAAGAAGAAGUUGGAUAAUUUCUUUUUCCAGUUCUACCUGCCAUGUCUGCUUUAAGUGAGCUCAGAGCUUGAGCAUCAUCACACUGCUGUCGUACACACUUGCUGUUCCCCUGUUGUGAGUUUUAACAGAUUGUUAACUACUUGAAUGUGGUCUUUUCUGACCACUAACUUUCUGUUCUUGUUAAAUAUAUAUAUUUGUUAUUAGUUUCAUUCAGUCUAGUCAUGAGGAAGUUUGUGAUUUUGGUCAAAGCCAUGGAUACAUUUUUGGAUCUUUUGUAUUUUCUUUUACUUUGAAAUGACACAUUCCGUAUGCAAUUUGAAACUGAAGUCGAGUUUAUAUUUGCCACGUUUACCUCUUUUGCUACUCUCCAAAGGUGCCCUGUUCUAGGGCUGCACCUACUGUAAAAAUAUAUAUUUUUUUUACUACUGCUUUCAUUAUGUUUAUCUGCUGAUCAUUUACUUGAUUAUUAUAUUAAUCAUUUAGUCCACAAAAGGUCAGAAAGUAGUGAAACAUAUUUACCUCAGUUUUCCAGAGCCCAAGCUCACAUGGAUUAUGUCUGAUGGUAUUCUGUUUAAUAUCCUACAAGACUUAGAAAACUAGCAAAUCUAAACCUUUAAGAAGCUGGAACAAGGGGAUAUUUGGCUUUUUUUUUUUUCUUCAACAAAAUGACAUACAUGAUUGAUUGAUUACUAAAAUUGUUGCCAAUUAAUGUUUUUUUAUUUUAUUUUUUAUUGUUGAUUUGUCAACUAUGUGUUUUUUCAUGUUGGUAGAAGCAUUAAAGGUUCAAAUGUUGGCACAUAUGGGAAAUUUCAAGAGACUACCAAGCACAAUAAAUGGUUACUGCAGUUUAUAAACAGAA